UCCCGUGCAAUUGGUGUUUUAAUUUUAAUUAGUGGAAAACUCCUUUCGAGGCGUUGAAAACCGCUAAGAAAAUGGAGGAAAAACGCGAAGAAUUAUGCUUGAAGCGAAUCUGUCGGUUCUGCAUGACCCAGGAAGAACCAUUGACAAACAUAUUUGAAAAGGAUUCACCCGCAGAAAAUAACGCGGUGCCGUUGCCUUUACAGAUUAUGGCUUGCGUUUCUGUUGAGGUCUUUUAUAAUGAUGGAAUGCCAAGGACUAUAUGUAGCCCAUGCAGAAUAUUGAUGGAUAGAUCUUAUCGAUUCAAACAAAUUUGCAAACAGAGUGAUAGUGCUUUGAGGCAAUAUCCAAACACUGGAGUUUGGCCUGAACCAAUAAGUUUGCCGGAUGAUAUUUUUGAGACAAUACAGGUGCAAAAUCGAAAACGUGGUAUUGAUGAGGUGGAAGAGGAUUCCAAUGAGACUGCAGAGGAGAACCCUCCUUCACCAAAGCAGGUUAAAACCUAUGUGGAGCUCAAACCAGUGACAAGGAAUAGAAAUAGGACUGAAAACAAAGCAACUAAGAAUGAUGAAAAUAAACCAAAAAUUUUGAAUCUACAAGCUGGAACUACUACUACAGAAGUAUCUAAAGUUUUAAAAAUCGAACGCAGAAGUACAUUGAACGAUGGAAAUACAGAACAAUAUGUGCUCAAGGAAGAUUUCUAUGACUAUGAUGAUAGACCAGCUCUUAGCGAUGAUAAUCCCAACAAGCCAACAGUUUGUGUUGAAACUGAUGUCUUUCCUUGUGACCAUUGCGAUAGAAGUUUUCCUCUUCAACAAUUAUUGGACAUCCAUAUGCGCCGUCAUACCAGAGAAAGAAAAUAUCAUUGUGAUCAGUGCUCAAAGAGUUUCUUCAGUAAAUAUGAUUUGGCAAAACAUGCCAAUGUACAUAGUGGUGAGAAGCCUUUUACUUGUGUUGAAUGUGGGAAGGCAUUUGCAAGAGCUACACUCUUACACAGGCAUGAAAAAGUGCAUGUAGACACUCCCAAGUUCUUAUGCAGCACAUGUGAUAAAACAUUUUUAUCAUUAAACGAACUAGAUAGACAUGAAAGUAAUCAUCGCAAGACAAGAAUGUUUGAAUGUAAAGAGUGCAAUAAGACGUUUGCAUAUAAGCAGGGAUUGGAACGUCAUUCAUUUGUACAUGCUGAAGCUAAACCUCAUCAGUGUCAUUACUGCAAUGAGAGUUUUACAACUGAUGGUAAAUUAGCAAGGCACAUUCGCAGACAUGCUGGAUCAAGGCCCUAUCCCUGUAGAUAUUGUCAGAAAUCUUUCUUGCUUUCUCAUCACCUGACUAGACAUAUGAAAACAUCUCAUGCAAAUGAAGAUCAGAACAGGCGAAAUCGUUCUGAACAAAUGAUUACUAGAGGAUCAGGUGCAAAAAAUACUAAUUCUCAAUCGCCAGAAGCACGGAGACCUCGUCCUAGGAUUCCAAAGGUUGAGCAGAUAGAUGAAUUCAAAUGUGAUGAGUGCGAUAUGAGGUUUGAAACGAAUGAUGAAUUAAUAUAUCACUCUGCUGUUCACGCCACACAAAGCUUGACCUGCCCAUUAUGUAAUGAGAAAUUUACAGAUUUGGAUUCAUGCACCGAACAUAUAAAAUCACAUACAGAAGGUGAACAACAUCCUUGUGAAUUCUGCGAUCUCAUAUUCAACACUGAGGAACAAAUGUUAGAACAUUCAGAAAAUGCGCAUCAGGGCGAUGAAGAUGAAGAAAAUACAAACGAUGGUGAAAUGGGUAUUCACAAUAUCAAGGAAGAAGUCAUUGAGGAAUCGGUUCCAGAGGAAGGUGAAGAGAAUGAAGGUGAAAUGUUUGAAGACCCUCUUCGAAUUUUAAAUUCAAUUACAAAAUUGAAUAGCAAUAAAACUAAAAAUAACAAACAAGAUGGAAAUAAUAAAAUUAAUAAAGAAGCAACAAGUGGUUCUGAAUCACAACCAGUUAGAAGAAGUAUGAGGUCAGGUCGAAAAGAUUAUGCUAAGAUGUUGAAAUUGGAUGAUGAAGCAGAUUCUGAGGAGGAAGAAGAGGAAAUCGAUGAUGGACAAAUACAAGACGAAGAUAGUGAGAGUGAUGUUGUUUUAGAGAAAAUUAAGAAGAAAACGGAUGGCAAAUCUUUUGAUGGGAAUAAAAAUACUAAAACUGAAGCUCCUAGAAUAUUAAAUUCAACUCUCAAGACCACCAUGAACGCAAUACCCGAAGAGAAAAAAAUACUUAACAAAAAUAUCAAACAAAUGACACCAAGAUCAACUAAUCCUCCAAGGUUAUUGAAUCCUGGUGUAGCCAAAGUUAGUGAAACUGCACCUGAAAAGCAAAAUGUAUCAAAAUCUAUAGAUUUACCACAAGUAUCAGAUGAAGAUAAGAAGAAUACAACAUUAAGCUUGAAAGGAGAUGAACCGAAUGAAAAUAAUAUAACUAUAAGUUCUACACCUGCCAAGUUGACUAAAGCACAGCUGGCAAAUGUUCCUAGACAAAGAACCGAGAUAGUGAAAAUGAAAAUAGGCGACAAAAUGGUAAAAGUGCAGAAGAUCAUAAUGACUAAAUCAGAAGUGCAAGCAAUGGCUCGUCAAGGCAAAAUUGAAAUGAAAGGUGGAGCUAUGGUUCUAAAACAAGGAGCCAAGAUUGUAAAGCCUUUAGCUGCUAAUAGUAAAAGUGCCGAAGAAAGUUCAAGUACUGCCAAAGCAAAUGUAGCUACUGAAGAUGGUGAGAAGCAGACUGUUGAAACUCAUUAAAUAAAUAAACUA
Ctenocephalides felis (cat flea) is the source of this 2768-nucleotide messenger RNA. Its product is annotated as zinc finger protein 184-like. The transcript is spliced from 11 exons. Bases 72 to 2756 code for a protein of 894 amino acids. Gene Ontology annotation, molecular function: zinc ion binding. NCBI's taxonomy places the organism in Eukaryota, Metazoa, Arthropoda, Insecta, Siphonaptera, Pulicidae. Gene Ontology annotation, cellular component: nucleus. The record is from RefSeq and is a predicted model, not a curated record.